Messenger RNA from Mesocestoides corti, 456 nucleotides. The record is from the annotation of a GenBank genome assembly. Lineage: Eukaryota; Metazoa; Platyhelminthes; Cestoda; Cyclophyllidea; Mesocestoididae.
AUGUUUUUUUUUAAAUUAUGCGUUUUGUCUUAUUUGUCAAAAUUAUUGACCUUGACCUUAUUUUGUUUAGUAGAGCUCAAAUAUUACGGAUAUUUAAAACAUUUAAACGCGCUCCUAAAGUCAGAAAUGCAGGCUAUUCGCAGGGCUAUUUUUUGUGCGAUGGCCCCGAAGGCAAUUGGCCCUUAUAGUCAAGCCAUUUGUGUUGAUAAGACAAUUUAUACAUCUGGUCAGCUUGGUCUGAAGCCAGAUACGAUGGAUUUUGCAGCUGGUGGUCACAUGAUGAACAUCGUGAAGACCACUGUUCUUUUAGCAAACAUCGACGACUUCCCAAAAGUCAACGAAGUCUACUUAAAGUACUUCACUGAACCGUAUCCAGCAAGAGUUUGCUUUGCUGUUAAGACCCUCCCUAAGGAUGCAUUGAUUGAAAUCGACGCCAUUGCUGUCUUGGAUAAAUAA